AGCACCACCUACUUAAAUAAUCCAAUAACUUCCGCUGACGAUUUUUGAAUGCAGAGCGGUUAAUGUUGGUUUACGACUCAUAAGGGCAAAGUAGCAGAAAAAUACUUGUCUCAAUUUUGAGAUAGAAACGUUCGCAAAAAAAACUGCAAUUAACAAACUAUAAUCUGAGAUGGAUCCUGCUUUGUCGAAGCUUCUUAUCGGGCUCGCUGUCAAUAUAAGUCGUAGUGAUGGAAGAAUACACAGUGCCACUGUGAAAACGGCCAAUGUCACUAAAUCUACAGUGAAUGUGGAAUGGGCUGAGAAGGGCAUUACUAAAGGAAAAGAGGUUGACAUGGAUGAGCUUAAGCAACUCAAUUCUGACCUUAUGCAACACCUUCAACCAAGCCGCCAAGAGAAGCCUGAGUCAGCCCCUGGCCAUUUCGCUGCACCCGUGUCAAAACCAGCAAAAAACGUCAGAGCAUCAGAGCUUCCUUUAAGGUCAUCAAGAAUACCUACUACUUUAGAACCUGGUCCUCAGGAUUGUUCGUCUGAAGAGUCAGCUUCUAGUAGGAUGACCACACGUCAGACUUGCUUGUUCCGACAGCCUGGCCUUCCACCUGUGGUCUCUGCAAUGGCUGCAGAGGAAGUUCUCUCUCACGAUCUUCCCUCAUCUACGAUCCCUAAACCUUCAGGUUACCAGAGGAGUCUUGUUUCGAAGCCAGCUUCUCCUCUGCUACCAACCGCUGAGGCUAUUUGUGAGAGUGAGGCUUCCAAAUGUGCCCCCAUGGGUCCACCAAGCCAUCGCAUGUCUCAGGUCUCAGAAACAAACAAGAUAGCAAACAAACGGUUGUCUCUAGCAAGAAAUUCUGAAGCACAGAAGAGAGGAAAGUUUGGAGAUACAAGUCGACCUAAUAAGCAGUUUUACCAGAUGAUUGAGGAAUACAGAGAGACCCUGGAGAAAGUCCCCAUGUCCUUGUCUGAUCCUGUCAAACCUCACCGAAUAUGUGUCUGCGUUCGCAAACGUCCGCUAAAUAAAAAAGAAUUGGCAAAGAAAGAGAUUGAUGUGGUCACAAUCCCUGGUAAUGGAGCCCUGCUGUUGCAUGAGCCCAAGCAGAAAGUGGAUCUAACCAAGUACCUAGAGAAUCAGACCUUUCAUUUUGAUUACUCGUUCGAUGAAGAUGCCACUAAUGACUUGGUUUACAGGUUCACCGCUAAACCUCUGGUUAAGACCGUUUUCGAAGGUGGUAUGGCGACGUGCUUCGCAUAUGGCCAAACAGGCAGUGGAAAGACCCAUACUAUGGGUGGAGACUUUUCUGGAAAGAGCCAAAACAGCUCUAAAGGGAUUUACGCCCUGGCAGCACAGGAUGUAUUUACCCUCCUAAUGCAAAAGAGAUAUGCUGAUAUGGACCUUUGCCCGUAUGUCACCUUUUUUGAGAUCUACAACGGCAAGGUGUUUGACUUGCUGAAUAAGAAAGCAAAGCUGCGUGUUUUGGAGGAUGAGAAGCAGCAAGUCAAUGUUGUUGGCCUGCAGGAAGUGCCCGUGUCAUCUGUUGAUGAUGUCAUCAAGAUGAUUGAGAGGGGAAGUGCAUGCAGAACGUCUGGCCAAACAUUUGCCAAUGCCAGCUCAUCGCGUUCACAUGCGGUUUUGCAAGUAAUUCUAAGGCGGCGGAAUUUUCUCCAUGGGAAGUUCUCUCUGGUGGACCUUGCUGGGAAUGAGCGUGGCACUGAUGUCAGCAAUAACGAUCGGCACACCAUAGUGGAGACCGCAGAGAUCAACCGCAGCCUGCUGGCUUUGAAGGAGUCUGUUCUCCCAGCGUUUGAGGCUAUAUCCCAAGUGUCUGAGAUGGAGGAGAUGUUUUAUGAAGAACUGAAGGGGUGCAGUGAGGUUGCAAGAUCUAUGGAAUAUCCCUCGUUUGAUAUCGUAGCAAAUUUACCAGAGAUUGACACAUUCAUGAGGAAACUGCAAGAGUCUUACCAGGCUUUGAGAUCAGCUAUUGAAGUAGAACAGAGGGUCAGGAUGUCACCAAACUAAUCUAAGAUGAGAUUCAGCUGCGAACAUCUGCAAAGAAACCUCUUACAAAAGCUAAUGCAACUUCAGUUUGUUCUUUUAGUAAUCUUAUCUGCUAUCUGGCUAGAGAUAUAUCAAGUGUUCGUUUUGUGUAUGUUUUCAUUGUUUUUGUGUACUGAAUAAAGGUUCCCUCAUCUU
Messenger RNA from Sinocyclocheilus rhinocerous, 2185 nucleotides. Its product is annotated as kinesin-like protein KIF2C. The record is from RefSeq and is a predicted model, not a curated record. Gene Ontology annotation, cellular component: microtubule. Gene Ontology annotation, biological process: microtubule-based movement; microtubule depolymerization. The coding region runs from base 170 to 2011 and encodes 613 amino acids. Gene Ontology annotation, molecular function: microtubule binding; ATP binding; microtubule motor activity. The transcript has 19 exons. NCBI's taxonomy places the organism in Eukaryota, Metazoa, Chordata, Actinopteri, Cypriniformes, Cyprinidae.